AUGGCGACCGUGACCGAACGUAUAAAAGAAUUAAAGCCCAAUGAGAGGUUUUGCCUGUUUGAAUUUUUUCCGCCAAAAACGGAUACUGGGUUUAGAAACUUGCUCGCAAGAUUACACAGAAUGAUGGCCUUGAAUCCACUUUUUUUUACUGUCACUUGGGGUGCCGGGGGUUCCACUAGUGAGAAGUCGUUGGAUUUGGCUGCAACCUGUCAAAAGGAACUUGGGGUAACUACUGUGCUUCAUUUGACUUGUACCAACACCAACAAGGAGGUCAUCGACAAUGCUUUAGAAAGAGCCAAGGAAGCCGGAGUAAGAAAUAUCUUGGCGCUUCGUGGCGACCCACCCAGAACACAGGAAUACUGGACACCAAACUGUGACUUCAAAAAUGCUAUUGAUUUGGUGAAAUACAUUAAGGAGCAAUAUGGCGAUUACUUCUGUAUUGGUGUUGCAGGCUACCCCGAAGGCCAUGUCGAUGGGGCCAAUGAGACCCAACAAAAUCCCCGCAAAGAUCUCCCAUAUCUCAUCGAAAAGGUAAAAGCUGGUGCUGAUUUUAUCGUGACGCAGCUUUUUUUCGAUGUUGACAAAUUUGUUGCGUAUGAAAACUUGUUACAAUCUGUUCCUGAGCUUGCCAAUGCGAUUCUUAUUCCCGGGUUGAUGCCCAUCACAACCCAUAAGGUAUUUGUACGUGCUACUAAGUUGUCGCAUGCUCUGGUGCCACAAGAAAUCACUGACAAACUCGAGGCACCAGGCAACGACGACAACAUGGUGAAGUCUAUUGGAAUUGACGUUCUUACCAAAAUCAUAUCUGAGGUGGACCGUAAGACCGAGGGCAGAGUACGGGGUUAUCAUUUCUACACUCUCAAUUUGGAAAAAGCGGUUGCUUUUAUUAUUGAGAGGUCACCGCUUUUGAAUCUAGUCGACCACAACGAAGUGGUUGACCACGAGGAUGCAGUAGGAUCAGAUUCAGACACAGAAGAGCCCGUAAGGGUCACGACUCGCAAAGCUCGUAGGAGCUUGACGGCCGAAGACGGAAGACUUGCCUUGAUAUCUGAUGCCCUUUUAAAGGACCGAAGGACACUCAUUGACAUUAGUACUGGAAAGGGCGUCUUGGGCAAAGAUGCUACAUGGGACGAGUUUCCAAAUGGACGGUUUGGUGACUCCAACUCACCGGCUUACGGAGAGAUUGAUGGAUACGGGCCUAACUUGAAGCUACACACUGCCGAGCAAAUUGUCCAGACCUGGGGUACGCCUGAAACAACAAAAGAAAUCUCUAAACUUUUCAUGGAGUAUUUGUCUGGUAAAAUUGAUAUCUUGCCAUGGGUGGAUACAGAAAUGUCUUCCGAAACUGCUUUGAUUCAAGAGGAAUUGUUCGAGUUGAAUCAGCGUGGGUGGUUCACAUUGGCCUCACAGCCAGCUGUAAAUGGAUGCCCUUCAGCUGAUAGAAUACUUGGUUGGGGUCCCUCCAACGGUUUCUUGUUUCAAAAAGCUUUUGUUGAAUUUUUUAUUCCGAAGAAAGAGUGGGAUGAGAAGCUCUCUUCUAAAUUGAGUCAACAAAUCCAGGACAAAACAGUGACGUUCUUCCGCGGCGACAGUUCAGGCAACAUCACGUCGAACUUGCCAAUUGGGGGCAACAAUCAGAAUAGUAAAACCGCGAUCACUUGGGGUGUGUUCCCCUCGACUGAAGUGUUGCAGCCCACGAUUAUUGAUUAUGAAUCUUUCAAAGCAUGGAACGAGGAGGCUUUUCUUUUGUGGGUCGAAUGGGCAAGGUGCUAUAAAAGAGACACUAAAGCUUACGAGCUUUUGCAAUCUAUCUAUGAGAAUUAUUACUUGAUAAGCAUGAUCUACCACGAUUUCACAGAUGAACUUGGAUUAUGGACACUGUUGCUAACAGAGUGA
This is a messenger RNA of Metschnikowia bicuspidata var. bicuspidata NRRL YB-4993, 1896 nucleotides long. RefSeq names its product methylenetetrahydrofolate reductase (NAD(P)H). The record is from RefSeq and is a predicted model, not a curated record. Gene Ontology annotation, biological process: tetrahydrofolate interconversion. Lineage: Eukaryota; Fungi; Ascomycota; Pichiomycetes; Serinales; Metschnikowiaceae. The transcript has a single exon. Gene Ontology annotation, cellular component: cytosol. Gene Ontology annotation, molecular function: FAD binding; methylenetetrahydrofolate reductase [NAD(P)H] activity. Bases 1 to 1896 code for a protein of 631 amino acids.